CCUGAUAUUUACGACCUUGCCUCUGACCCCAAAAUAUCUCAAGAACCCGGAAAUCUGGAGCCUGGAGUCUGGAGUCCGACAACAUCCAGGCACCACCCUGUGAUAAUCAUUCCCUCUUACAUAAUGCUUUGGUCUACAACUGUUCUGUUCUUCAUUCCAAACAGAGAGGGAAAUAGUCAACUCGUCCUCAUUUCCCCCCUCCCCGGAACGUGUAAAGGUGGAAGUGGCGAUGUUUUGCGGUCUGACGGAUGUGGUUUGUUGUUUCCAAGAGAUGCGUGGGCAGGAAUGAUGACGAACUUCAUGCUUUAUGGACGGUUGUUCUCACUUGGGGGAUUAUUUCAUAGUGACUUUCCGGCUUACCUUCAUGCCUCUUACAGUAUACGCGUAUGGACUAGAUGUGUGUGUGUACCAGUGUUGGCUCCUUCCCACGCCAUAGCUGUCACAUAA
Molecule: messenger RNA, 447 nt
Organism: Periconia digitata
Lineage: Eukaryota; Fungi; Ascomycota; Dothideomycetes; Pleosporales; Periconiaceae
Source: the annotation of a GenBank genome assembly